AUGACAGGAGUGGCCUUGCUACACCGUGAGAUUCAAUGCAGAGCCGCGUCGAACGCGGCAGACAACACUGCGAGCCUUCGGGCCAGUCAGAACAGGAAACCUCACCCAGCGCACUACCUAGUCGAUCGACUCUUGCGCGCGAUCGACAAGCUGAAACAGCGGCACCCAGGGAUCGACUUCACGAUGCGCUGGGUACCCGGCCACCGUGGAAUUGAGGGGAACGAAAGGGCAGAUGAAGAGGCGAAGAAGGCGGCAAGGGGAGACAGCAGCCCGGUUGAGGACCUCCCGGGUUGGCUGCGAGAGAAGCUCCCGGUCAGUGUAUCAAAGCUGCGACAAUGCCUGCACGAUACAAUCAAACAGAAGGCAAAGGAGGAGUGGAGGAACUCACCACGAGCAGAGAAGAUGGACAGGAUCGACAGCGGCAUGCCCUCAAAUGCGUACCGCAAACUGGCCGAACGUCUCCCGCGACGACACGCGAGCAUUCUGAUCCAGCUACGCACGGAGCAUGCCCCUCUCCAGCGACACCUCCACAGAAUACGGCAGGUCGACUCACCGAUAUGCCAAAGGCGUGUGGAUGUAUUACUAGGCGGCGGAGAGCUCGAGGCUGAGCAAGCACGUCUGCUACUUCAUCGCGCCAGGUUGGGCUGCAUGGAUAUCAGCGUGCACGUCACGACGCACAGGGCUCGGCACGGGUGGCUCGGUACGGAGGGCUCGGCGUGGGGGAUGGCCAUGCUGGUGGUGUGGAGAAACUCACCUGCAUCGCCAGCCCUGCUCGCCAUGGCAUCCCUUCCGCUCAUCCCGUUCUUCCGUUGCGAGUCUCCAGCAACGCUGGAGCUUAUUGCGGUUGCGUACAACGUGAGUUUGGGGGGGUACGACGUGUUCCCUGCGUCGUCCCUGCUCGCCAUGGCAUCCCUUCCGCUCAUCCCGUUCUUCCGUUGCGAGUCUCCAGCAACGCUGGAGCUUAUUGCGGUUGCGUACAACGCUCUCUUCACUCCCUCAUCCUCGGAGUCCCCAGCCUCGCCCUGCGCCGCUCGCACGCACAACCUCAAGUUCGUGAAGCACGGCCGCCAUAUGAAGUAA
This is a messenger RNA of Rhodofomes roseus, 1080 nucleotides long. RefSeq lists its product as uncharacterized. The record is from RefSeq and is a predicted model, not a curated record. Lineage: Eukaryota; Fungi; Basidiomycota; Agaricomycetes; Polyporales; Fomitopsidaceae. The coding region runs from base 1 to 1080 and encodes 359 amino acids. The transcript is spliced from 4 exons. Gene Ontology annotation, molecular function: RNA-DNA hybrid ribonuclease activity; nucleic acid binding.